CACUUCCCGCGCGCCGCCCGGUCCCAAGAUGGCGGCGGGCAGCCGGUGGCUCCGGAGCUGCUGCUCCCUCCUCAGACAAAGCUUCCCUGUUGUCUCCAGCAUCAGGAGGUGCUGCCUCUCGGGCGUGAGCGGGCGCUGGCACCGAGCGGUGGGCGUGGGGCUGGGAGUGGCCCUGUGUGCAGUCCCUGUGGCAGAGAAGCAGAACCCGAUUUCCCUCAGUAACGAGGCGCUGAUUAAACGAGCAGUUUCCCUGGUAACAGACAGCACCUCCACACUCCUCUCCCAAACCACCUACGCCCUGAUUGAGGCCCUGACAGAGUACACAAAGGCAAUUUAUACCUUGGUGUCUCUCUACAAGCAAUACACAAAUCUCCUGGGGAAAAUGAAUUCAGAAGAGGUGGAUGCAGUCUGGCAGGUGGUGAUAGGAGCCAGAGUUGAUAUGACAACAAAACAGCAGGAAUACCUGCGGCUGGAAUCCAGCUGGAUGACAGCAAUCCACCUCUCAGAGAUGGCAGCAGAAGCUGCCUAUCAAUCAGGUGCAGACCAAGCCUCAGUGACAGCCCGAAGCCACAUCCAGCUGGUGAAGUCACAGGUGCAAGAAGUGAGGCAGCUGUCUCAGAAAGCAGAGACCAAGUUGGCUGAAGUUCAAACAGAAGAGCUCAUAAAAGCUCACGGGGAGGAAUCUUCAUUGCCACAGGGUGUUUUAGACAAUCUGGAUGCAGAUGAUGACCCUUACCUUCGGGAGGACUGAAAAGAAUUGAAGCCUCACCACAGAAUCCAUCACAGAUGGAAGGAUCCCAAACUCUGAAGUGUGGCAUAGUGGAAAACUACUGAAAUAAGCCUGUGAUUCCAUGGUUUGUUUUUUUUUCCCCAAACAGGAUUGCUUUACAAAUCAAGUAUCUGAAAGGCCUUGAUCUUGUUUGUAACCUAUCAUGUUUGUAAUACUUAUGGAUUCAGUUAUUUAAAUGAUGAACUAUGCAAAUGUGACAAUUGCUAUCAAGGAUAGCUUGGUUAUUGUGUCUGCCAGGAGGGUCCUGUGGCUCCUUUGAUGUGUUUGUGAGAGAUCUCUUAGAGGCCAAAGAAGUGUAUUUAAAAGUUGUUCUUUUUAACUUGUGAAGUGAAUGAUGUCUGUUAGGAGAUACCUGUAUUAAACUCUGCAGAAGCA
Calypte anna (Anna's hummingbird) is the source of this 1165-nucleotide messenger RNA. RefSeq names its product diablo IAP-binding mitochondrial protein (gene DIABLO). Bases 29 to 751 code for a protein of 240 amino acids. Gene Ontology annotation, biological process: intrinsic apoptotic signaling pathway in response to oxidative stress; neuron apoptotic process. Lineage: Eukaryota; Metazoa; Chordata; Aves; Apodiformes; Trochilidae. The record is from RefSeq and is a predicted model, not a curated record. Gene Ontology annotation, cellular component: mitochondrion. The transcript has 6 exons.